AGAAAAGGAUGGAUAAAAUGUUGAAGUUGCCAAGAAUCUUGAAGACGAGGAGAGCUUGAGCGACGAGAAGUAAGAGAGAUUACAAAAUGUGUGUUAGCACAAAAGCCAUAUUUGCUCCAUUGCUGAAGCCGUCACGGUGCGCAUUGUUGUCGAACUUCACUGGAAAACGCAUUUACUAAUGCACUUCUCGAAUAUCCACUCUGGUUUGAGGCUUUCCAAUUUGGUUUCAAAAAUCAAGGACGCAUCAGCUUGCGGAAAAUGGCAAGAAGCUCUCCAAAUUUACCACGAAAUCAGAUUCUCUGGAGAUCAUUUGGCAGAGUCUUGGGUGCUCCCUUUGAUUCUCAAAGCAUGUUCGAACAUUUCUUUCAAACUUGGAACCGCUAUGCACGGAUGUCUGAUCAAACAAGGAUGCGAAUCUUCCACUUCCAUUGCUAAUUCCACUAUUGACUUGUAUAUGAAAUGGGGUGAUUUGGAUUCUGCACACCGUGCUUUUGAUUCUCCGAGCAACAAGGAUUCAGUAUCUUGGAAUGUGAUGGUUCAUGGAAAUUUCUCAAAUGGGGGCGUAAUGGCAGGUUUUUGGUGGUUUAAGAAGGGUAGAUUUGCCCAUUUUCAGCCCAAUGUUUCUUCGUUAGUACUUGUAAUUCAGGCCUUCCGCGAGCUUAAAAUAUACAGUCAGGGCUUUGCGGUUCAUGGUUAUAUAAUUCGAUCUGGCUUUUCUGCCAUUCUUUCAGUUCAAAAUUCUCUGUUGAGCUUGUAUGCUGAAGUCAAUAUGUAUUUUGCCCACAAGCUGUUUGAUGAAAUGUCUGUUAGAAAUGAUGUCGUUUCCUGGAGUGUGAUGACCGGAGGUUUUGUGCAAAUUGGGGAACAUGAAUAUGGGUUGCUGAUGUUUCGAAAUAUGGUGACAGAGGCUGGCAUUUCACCAGAUGGGGUAAUUGUUGUAAGUGUUCUUAAAGCUUGCACCGACUUGAGAGAUAUUUCACUUGGAACAGUGGUACAUGGGUUGGUGAUUUUUAGAGGCUUGGAAGAUGAUUUGUUUGUUGGGAACUCUUUGAUAGAUAUGUAUUCCAAAUGUUUUGAUGUUCAUUCUGCAUUUAAAGCUUUCAAGGAGAUACCUGAGAAGAAUAUCAUCUCAUGGAAUUUGAUGUUGUCGGCAUAUAUCCUCAAUGAGAAGCUUUUAGAAGCUGUAGCAUUGGUUGGGACAAUGGUCGAAGAAGGGGCUGAGAAAGAUGAGGUGACCUUUGUGAAUGUUCUUCAGAUGGUUAAGCAUUUUCUGGACUCAUUACAAUGCAGGUCUGUCCACGGUAUGAUUAUACGGCAGGGAUACGAAUCAAAUGAAUUGGUAUUGAGCUCUCUAAUUGAUUCUUAUGCAAAAUGCAAUCUGGUUGAGCUUGCAGGCACACUUUUUGAUGGCAUGAAGAAGAAAGAUGUAGUUGCUUGGAGCACUAUGAUUGCAGGCCUUGCCUGCAAUGGCAAACCUGACGAAGCAAUAUCGGUCUUCAAGCAAAUGAAUGAAGAAGUGAUACCAAACAAGGUUUCGAUAAUGAAUCUUAUGGAGGCUUGUGCUGUCUCUGCAGAAUUGAGACAAGCGAGAUGGGCUCACGGUAUAGCUGUUAGAAGAGGUUUGGCUGGUGAAGUAGCUGUUGGAACUGCCAUUAUUGACAUGUAUUCAAAAUGUGGAGAUAUAGAAGCCUCCGUUAGAGCCUUCAACCAAAUCCCAGAAAAAAAUGUUGUGUGUUGGAGUGCCAUGAUAUCUGCCUUCGGCAUCAAUGGUCUUGCACACGAAGCCUUAAUGUUGUUUGAGAAAAUAAAACAAAAUGACACCAAGCCAAAUGCUGUGACUGCUCUAUCAUUGCUAUCUGCUUGUAGCCAUGGAGGAUUAGUGGAAGAAGGGCUCUCUUUUUUCACAUCCAUGGUGAAGAAACAUGGAAUUGAGCCUGGUUUGGAGCAUUACUCUUGCAUUGUCGACAUGUUAUCCCGAGCGGGGAAAUUUAACGAAGCAUUAGAGUUGAUUGAGAAGAUGCCUGAAAAAAUGGAAGCAGGUGCUAGCAUUUGGGGGACACUCUUGAGCUCUUGUAGGAGCUAUGGAAACAUUGUGCUUGGUUGGGAAGCGGCCUCUCGUGUUCUCCAACUCGAACCUUUGAGCUCGGCUGGCUACGUCCUUGCAUCAAACUUGUAUGCGAACUGCGGGCUAAUGAUUGAUUCUGCAAAAAUGAGAAGGUUGGCAAAAAAGAGAGGAGUUAAAGUUGUUGCUGGAUAUAGUUUGGUGCAUAUUAAUUCACAGACUUGGAGAUUUGUGGCUGGAGAUGAGCUCAAUCCAAGAGCCGAUGAGAUCUAUUUAAUGGUUGAACAAUUGCAUAGUGUAAUGAAGAUUGAUUGUUUGGAACUUUUUUAUGAACUUUUCAACGUUGAGUAUAAUGGCUAAGAGCGAUUAAAACAA
Molecule: messenger RNA, 2437 nt
Organism: Benincasa hispida (wax gourd)
Lineage: Eukaryota; Viridiplantae; Streptophyta; Magnoliopsida; Cucurbitales; Cucurbitaceae
Product: Tetratricopeptide repeat (TPR)-like superfamily protein
Biological process (GO): RNA modification
Molecular function (GO): RNA binding; protein binding
Source: RefSeq, a predicted model, not a curated record